Symbiodinium natans is the source of this 1089-nucleotide messenger RNA. NCBI's taxonomy places the organism in Eukaryota, Dinophyceae, Suessiales, Symbiodiniaceae. The record is from the annotation of a GenBank genome assembly.
AUGGAGCAUGCUGGCUUUUGUACUCGAACUUUCUUUUUUACGGUCCGACGGUGGCAGGGCGAUCGGCUGCGGCCUGAGCCCGAGUCUUUGACCUCCUUUGGCACAUCGUGGAGCUGCAAGCGAGGGCAUCGAAGGCCGCAAGCAAAAUGCCGCGGGGCGGCUGAUGAGUUACUCCAUGGUGCAGCAAAUCCUGCAGCCGAAGUCGCUUUUGCAGGAUCUACACUUCAGGUAGUAGGCAUUUUAGCCUGUAAGGACGGACCAGCGGAGGAUAGGUUAUCCAGAUCUAUUGAGUCCGCGCGCGCUGCUUUUGCAGAGCUUUGGGACGGUGGCAAUCCGGACUUGGAACCUGCCACAGCUUCAAUGAAAGAGGCCCUUCAAUCCAGUGAUUGUAGCUGCUGGAGCCAGGCAAGUUCCUGCUUCCGGAGAUCUUUGAGCGCAUGUAGCUUUGCUGCUUGCGAGUUCGCCUUGCUGGUGAUGAAAUGUUCUUCAGGCACGGAGUCGUGGCUGCAACCCGCCAAAAGGCUGGAGGCCCUGAGCACCGCUCUGAGCAGCGCAGUGCAGGCUUUGCAUGAAGCGCCGGAUGACUUUGUGCCGCCACCUCGCUGCGACAACGGCGACGGCGACGACGGCACCAGUGACAAGGGUCGGUGGCGCCCUUUCGUCGUGGGUUCCUUUGGACAGGCUUGUCUAGGCUCCAUGCUGACCUGUCUUCUGAUUCUGAUCCCCGUAGCGGUGUGGAGCACCCAAGUGCUCCCCAAAUCUGGGUCCAAGAAAGCGAAGGCUGGCCAGGAAGACCUUCAUGCCUGCAGAACAGCUCUGAAGGACUUUCUUCAGGCCUUACUUCGUGCUACAGAGCUGCAGUCAGACGCGGUAGCAGCCGCAAAGAAGGAUGCAAGCGAGUUGCUGCCACAGCGCCCCUCGACUGUCGCCGCGAGCCUGUCGGGUCCUGCGCUGGAACAGUUCGAAGCGCUUCGAACCGAGAUGGAGGCAGCGAUCCUUGAGACGCAGCGAAAGCAACUCAAAGGAUUGGGGGACAUGCUGGGACAACGCUCAGCGCUCUUGAAAUCUCGUGGUGCUUUCAAAGUUUGA